UGUAUUAUGAAUGUGUUUAGAUGCCGCCAUGAGCUGAUGUAACUUGAUAAUGAGCGCAAUGUAUGACAAAACGAUCGAAAUAUAUGUAAAUUGUAUUAAACAUAAUACGUAGUGUUAUAUUUUUGGCACAAUGAAUGGAUUAAAAUUUAAUUUUUUAUCAAUAAUUUUAUGUGUUUGUGUGAUUUCGGUUUUGUGUUCCAAUUUAAAAGCACCUACGGUUGUGAUAUCAAUUCUUGCUAGAAAUAAAGCACACACGCUUCCCUAUUUUUUAACACUCCUUGGAAAACUUAAUUAUCCGAAGGACAGAAUUGCCUUGUGGAUUAGAUCUGAUCAUAAUAUAGAUCAAACUGUACAAAUUUUGAAUAAAUGGGUGAAAUUUGAAAAAUCGCAAUACCAUAUGGUUGAUUUUCAAUAUGAUAUUGACGAAGCUGGGUUUUCUGAUGAAAUAAAUGUAAAUCAUUGGUCCAACACAAGAUACUAUCAUGUAAUGAAUUUAAGGCAAACAGCUUUAGAUGUGGCUCGAAAAGUUUGGGCUGAUUAUAUUUGGAUGCUAGAUACUGACGUGUUUCUUACUGAUCCAAACGUAUUACUUCAUCUAGUUUCUAAAAACGUUACCAUUGUUGCACCUAUGCUGAAAUCUGUUAGUAAAUAUUCAAAUUUUUGGUGUGGAAUGACAGAAAAUUAUUAUUACCAAAGAACCGAAGACUAUGAGCCUAUAUUAGAUAGAAAGAAAGUGGGCUGUUUUGAGGUGCCCAUGGUUCAUUCGAGUAUUUUGGUCGAUUUGCGAAAAACGGAGUCGGAUCGCUUGACCUACAGACCUGAAGAAGUAGCGGAGUAUAAUGGACCCCACGACGAUGUAAUUGUUUUUGCAGCAUCUGCUAUGGUAAAUGGAAUCGCAAUGAAUAUUUGUAAUGACAGACAGUAUGGGUUUAUUAUGGUGCCAUUGGGCGAAGACUACAGUGAUUUGACAUUCGAUUUUGAACAGCUAUCAGGCUUGAAAAUUGAGGUAAGAAAUACAAAUAUAUACUAAUAUUUUUUUAUAGUU
Molecule: messenger RNA, 1045 nt
Organism: Agrilus planipennis (emerald ash borer)
Lineage: Eukaryota; Metazoa; Arthropoda; Insecta; Coleoptera; Buprestidae
Product: glycosyltransferase 25 family member
Exons: 3
Coding region: 131-1030 (299 amino acids)
Molecular function (GO): procollagen galactosyltransferase activity
Source: RefSeq, a predicted model, not a curated record